UUAAGACUUUCAGCCAAAGGGUUUUGCUUCUCAUCUUCAACCUCUAUCCACCUCCCACCAAAACGCCGCCGUUCAGCUGCUCCUCUUCCACGGCAAUUAUUUUCGUGUAAGCUCUCAUAUUUCUCCAUCUCUAUCUACACACUACAAACUAGGGUUUAUUCAGUUCACUGCUAAAUAAUAAUGCUCUCUGGUUCAAGAAUCUUAAACCCAGAAAUGACCUAAACGGCUAAACCCAAUCCCAAAAUGCACCGCCGCCUCUCCAUUUUCACCCUCAAGAUUCUCACUAAUCCCAAUCCUAUCCCCACCAAGCAAACCCUCCUCCGUUCCCAAUUCGGCCGCUUCAAUCCGAGACCCAACACGUCAGCAAUACUCCGCCUGCUUUCCUAUACUCCCCUGAAUCGGCGCGCCCCCGAUCCUGAAGACCCAUCCAAUCUGAUCAAGGAGGAUGGAGUUUCGAUUCUGUCCCAAAUUUGGAUUGAGAAUUAUAGAGAGCCUGAUAAAAUUGUGACCAAUUUGACCUCCUACAUUCGGAGAUUCGAGCUCUGGGUGUUGGCUUAUCAGAAGGUCUGCGCCGACGAUAUGGGGGCCUAUAUGCCCCGAAGCUCGAUACAGAGGUCGGCCAUGGAGGACUUGUUAGCACUUCGAAAUGCUGUUCUUGAUGGUAGGUUUAGGUGGGGAGCUAGGUUAGAGUUUUACAUUAAGUCACCUAAGGAUAAGACCGAGUACGAGUCUUUGUCCAAGAGGAAGAUCAAGGCUAUCUUGACCGCCACGCAGCCGUCGCCAUUUCAGGAUAAGUUGGUUCAGGAGGUUCUGUUGAUGGUGCUGGAGCCGAUAUAUGAGUCAAGAUUCUCGCAGAAGUCGUUUGCAUUUAGACCGGGGAGGAAUGCGCAUACGGCGUUGAGGGUGAUUAGGAGGAGCUUUGCGGGGUACUUGUGGUAUAUAAAGGGGGAUUUGAGUACGAUAUUGGAUGGGAUGAAGGUGGGGUUGGUGAUUAAUGCUUUGAUCAGGGAUGUGAGGGAUAAGAAGGUAGUUGAUUUGAUCAAGACGGCGUUGGUUACACCGGUUGUUACACGUAAUGAUGAUGGUGAGGUGAAGAAGAAGAAGUCGAGGAAGUAUCAAAAGAAGAGGGUGCUGGCAGAGGAUGAACCUAAGCCAGACCCUUAUUGGUUGGAGACGUUUUUUGGGUUUGCGCCCGAGGAGGCAGAGAAGCUUCCUUCUUGGGGACAUUGUGGGAUACUCAGUCCCCUUUUGGCUAAUAUCUGUUUAGAUGAAUUGGACCGCUGGAUGGAGGAAAAGAUUAAGGAGUUUUAUCAUCCGUCAAAGAGUGAUGUCAUAUGGAAUAGCCCGGAAGGUGAAGCGGAACAGGGAAAUACGUCUUGGCCUGAAUUUGUGCCAACAAGUGGGCCAGAUAAGACCAGAAAGAUGGAUUAUAUAAGAUAUGGGGGUCAUAUUUUGAUUGGCGUUCGAGGACCUCGAGCAGAUGCAGCCACAUUGAGAAAACAAUUGAUUGAGUUCUGUGAUCAAAAGUAUUUGCUCAAGCUUGACAAUGAGAGCCUCCCUAUAGAACACAUAACCAAGGGUAUAUUGUUUCUUGAUCAUGUGCUGUGUCGCAGAGUUGUCUACCCAACGCUUCGGUAUACUGCUACUGGUGGGAAAAUCAUUAGUGAGAAAGGCGUAGGCACUCUUUUAUCUGUUACAGCGAGCUUAAAACAGUGCAUCAAGCAAUUUAGGAAACUGAACUUUCUGAAGGGGGAUAGGGAUCCUGACCCACAGCCUUGUUUCAGAAUGUUCCAUGCCACUCAAGCUCAUACUAAUGCACAAAUGAACAAGUUUCUGUCAACAAUGGUCGAGUGGUAUAGGUAUGCAGAUAAUCGCAAAAAAGUUGUAAACUUUUGUGCUUAUAUUCUAAGGGGUUCACUAGCAAAGCUCUAUGCAGCAAAAUACAAGCUCCGUUCACGUGCAAAGGUGUACAAGAUUGGUGAUAGGAAUCUGAGUCGUCCUUUGAAAGAGAAGAAGGGGCAGUCACCUGAGUACCAUAAUUUAUUGAGGAUGGGUCUUGUUGAGUCAAUAGAUGGGCUUCAGUAUACCAGGAUGUCUCUUGUACCUGAAACUGAUUACACUCCUUUCCCAAGUAAUUGGAGACCUGAACAUGAGAAGGCAUUGCUUGAAUAUAUAAGACUUGAUGAUCCAAAAACUUUGGAGGAGCAGCGCACAUGUAUCAUGGAUCAAGGUCUUGUUUCUCCUCAGGAUUACAUAUCAAUGCUUGUUUGGAACUAUAAGAGAAGUCCUGUUCCAUUGGAUCAAUUUACAAAUGUCACAAGUGGCAGCAGUGACAUUGAAAACGAUAAGCAAUUGCUGCUUGAAUCAAAUCAAGAUAAUCUUGAAAACAGAACUACAGAAGAUGAGGUAAAGGGUGAACGGUUUUGUGUAUCACAAUUGUAAACAUUUUACUGGCAUAUUAACAAGCUGAGUUAUUCAGGGCACGUGUUCAUGUUGCUAUUUACUAGCUAAGCUGGCAAGUUAUAGAAAUGUUAGUUUAAAUAUUGUCUACAAGGCAGUACUUAUUUGGAUAGCUACUCUUUUAUCAAUUUUAGGUUUACCACAGAUUGCAAAUAUUCAGUUUUGUGGAGUAAUUUUUUUAUUAGAAAAUUUGUUGGUUUCUUUUUGUUUCAAUUUUCAAUGAUCUUGAUACAAGAAAAUGAUAUGAUAUUAUCUAUUGUGGUCCGGUGUUGGAGGUCGGACA
Argentina anserina (silverweed cinquefoil) is the source of this 2743-nucleotide messenger RNA. Its product is annotated as nuclear intron maturase 2, mitochondrial. The record is from RefSeq and is a predicted model, not a curated record. Lineage: Eukaryota; Viridiplantae; Streptophyta; Magnoliopsida; Rosales; Rosaceae. The transcript has a single exon. The coding region runs from base 244 to 2442 and encodes 732 amino acids. Gene Ontology annotation, biological process: mRNA processing.